AUGGUUCAGAAUCAAAAGACUCCAACGGAGCAUAAUUCCACGUUGUAUAUCUCACCAAUGAUGAAUAAGAAAAAUGAUUUAUUAUAUGUAACACCACCUAAUCCUACUACAUCAACAAAUAAAUUAUUAGAAACCCCAGGGUCAAAUAAAUCAACGUCACUGUUUUUCAAUUUUGAUAAAACUUCUCAACAUAAUGCUCCACAUCAUCAUAAUCAUGAUUAUUCAUUGGAUGAUCCAUUAACACCAGUUGAUAAAUUAAGAUUAUGGAGACAUGAUGCAAUUAUGCAACAUCAGUAUAAAACAGCUGAAUUUAUAGGUGAUAAAAUUUUGGAACUUACAUCUGAUCCAAAUGAUGCAUUUUGGUUAGCACAAGUUUAUUUUAAUCAAGGGAAUUAUCUAAGAUGUAAGAAUCUUAUAAGUAAUAAUGCAGACUAUAAUAAUUCAAUAAGUUGUCGAUAUUUGGCAGGUUAUAGUUUGAUUAAAUUAGAAAUGUGGGAUGAAGCAUUGGAUUUAAUUGGUGAAACAAAUCCUUUUAAAAAUAGCAACAACCACAACAAUAAUAAUAAUAAUAAUAAUAAUUCAACGAGGAUUUAUCAAGAUGAUGGAGGAAUUAAAUUAGAAGCAUCAAUGUGUUAUUUACGAGGGUUGAUUUAUGCUAACCAGAAUAAUUUUGAACGCGCGAAAGAAUGUUAUAAAGAAGCGUGUGUGGUUGAUGUGAAAUGUUAUGAAGCAUUUAAUGAAUUAAUUGAUAAUAAUCUAAUGACACCUACUGAAGAAUGGGAUUUUGUAAUGACACAAUUGAAUUAUCGUGAUAAUUUGGAUAAUAAUGAUGAAUUGAUCAAAUUGUUGUAUACGACCAAACUAAGCAAAUAUUUGAAUACCAAUAAAUUUGAAGAAAGUGAACAUAUUUUAAAAGAGGAGUAUGAUUUGAGGGAUAAUUGUGAUUUAAUGUUGAGUCGAGCAGAUUAUUUAUAUAUUCAAUGUAAUUUUGAUGAAUGCUUGAAUAUUUGUGAGAAAAUACUAAACAAAGAUCAAUAUAAUUUUGAUGUUAUACCGAAUUAUUUGAGUUGUUUGUAUGAAUUGGGAGGGAAAAAUAAAUUAUUUCUUAAAGCACAUCAAUUAGCAGAAUUACAUCCUACUAAUCCAAUGACAUGGUUAGCUAUUGGUACUUAUUAUUUAUCUAUUAACAAAGUAGUUGAAGCUAGGAAAUUUUUCAGUAAAGCUACUUUGUUGAAUCCCAAUUUUGGACAAGCAUGGAUUGGAUUUGCCCAUACAUUUGCCGCGGAAGGAGAACAUGAACAGGCUAUUAGUGCUUAUGCUUAUGCAGCUAGAUUAUUCCCAGGAACUCAUUUACCUAAUUUAUUUCUUGGAAUGCAACAUUUACAAAUGAAUAAUUUGAAUUUACUGGAAGAGUAUUUAUUAGCAUCGUAUCAUAUAUGUAAUAGUGAUCCAUUGUUAUUGAAUGAAUUGGGGGUGAUUAAUUUCCAUAAAAAUCAAUUUGAUAAAGCAGAAAUAUACUUACAAGAAGCAUUGACUGCUGCAAAGAAUCUAAACUCGGAUUCCAAGACAUGGAUAUCAAUUCAUGCUAACUUGGGACACGUGUAUCGUCGUGCGAAUCAACCUUAUAAAGCAUUGGAAUGUUUUAAUCAAGUUUUGAAAAUAAGUAACAAGAAUGAUGCUAACAUAUUAUCAGCCAUUGGAUUAAUCCAUUUGAGGUUAGGUAAUAUAUUCAAGUCAAUUGAUAUAUUACAUGAUGCAUUGGCUAUAUCACCAUUGGAUCCAGUAGCUAGUGAUUUACUUAAAAGAGCAUUGGAAGCAAAUAAAGAAAAUCAAGAAAUAUUUAAAACUACCGAGAAAUUGAUUCAAUUGGAUUUACCAAAUGAUGGUGGAAGAUUAAGGAAAAGAGGAGGGAAAUCAAAACCAAGUAUUGAGAAGUCAAAAGAUGAUAUUAAUAAAGAUGCUAAUAAGUUAUUAGGAACACCAUUACUUUCUAAGACGAGAAAUCUUGAACCAGUUAAUAUUGAAGAAUCGAAGAAUGAAUAUGAUGACGUCACAUUAUUAGCCCAAGAUUUGCAACAAGGAGAAGAAUCAAGUGAUGAUGAUGAUGACGAUGAUGGUAUGGAUAUAGUAAGUGAUUAA
Molecule: messenger RNA, 2139 nt
Organism: Candida tropicalis MYA-3404
Lineage: Eukaryota; Fungi; Ascomycota; Pichiomycetes; Serinales; Debaryomycetaceae
Product: anaphase promoting complex subunit
Exons: 1
Coding region: 1-2139 (712 amino acids)
Biological process (GO): cell division
Molecular function (GO): protein binding
Source: RefSeq, a predicted model, not a curated record